Messenger RNA from Haliotis rufescens (red abalone), 1604 nucleotides. RefSeq names its product chitin deacetylase 7-like. The coding region runs from base 187 to 1152 and encodes 321 amino acids. The transcript has 8 exons. Lineage: Eukaryota; Metazoa; Mollusca; Gastropoda; Lepetellida; Haliotidae. The record is from RefSeq and is a predicted model, not a curated record. Gene Ontology annotation, biological process: carbohydrate metabolic process.
CUGAUAGGGCUGUCGUGAGUGCUUGUAGGGACACAGGUAGCUAAAUACCCGCCACAUCCCCCGAGACUCUCAGUCCAACCUGAGGGACACGGCCACACACAUCUACACAGCACAAGCCGUUCACCAACUGACGUGCAGUACCAAUACAAAAUCUCCCAAAAUCACGAGAAUCUCUGCUCAGUCAGAAUGUUGUCACUGGCUCUACUGUGCUGCGUUUUGGCGAGUGUGUCGGCUCAGUGUCAGCCAGGCGGGAACUGUAAGCUCCCAGACUGCCGCUGUUGGUUCGAUGAAGACAUCCCAGGGGGCCUUGCGCCGGAUGAGACCCCUCAGGUUGUCCUGGUGACAUUCGAGGACGCCGUGAACGAGGUGAACGCCGACAUAUACAAGUCCCUAUUCACAGGUACCAAUCCUAACGGCUGCCCAGCCAGAGGAACAUUUUUUAUCAAGAACCUUGACACAAACUAUGACAUCGUGCGUGACUUGUUCGACGAUGGCCAUGAGAUUGGAGCCAACUCUCUUGAUGGUUCCUACCCUGCUAACGAGGAAGAUUGGAGGACUAUGCUGCAGACAAUCAAACGUGAACUCGCGGAUGUUGGCAUAACCGGAAAUGAAGUAAAGGGUGUCAGAGCACCAGAGUUGAGAGCCGGCGGCCUCGACGAGUUCAUCGGCAUGGGCGACAACAACUUUGACUACGACGCCUCCUGUAUCACGUCUGAGUUUGAUACACAGGCCAACCUGAAAUGGCCGUACACCUACGACUUUAUCCCCGGACCUUCCUGCAACGACGGCGAGCCACCAAACGCGCCCUUCCCUGGCAAGUGGCAGUUUCUGGUGGCAGCCCUCUCUAACAAUGGCACGACAUGUGCAACGCCAAGUGCCUGCACCAACUUGCUGACCCAGACAGAAGUCUUUGACCUAUUCUUCAACAGUUUCGCCUCGCACUACGAGGGCGACCGGUCUCCCUUCACCCUCAUCAUCAACCCCGACUUCGUCCUUGUGCCGUACAAGCUGGCAGGGCUCAAGGAGUUCCUGGAGUACGUCAGAGCUGCAUUCGAGGACACAUGGAUUCUACCAAUGAACAAGGCGCUGGACUGGAUCAAAGACCCCACACCCAGUCUGAACAUCUCAACCUUCCAGCCGUGGUCCUGCUAGCUGGAGGCGACUGAUGCCGCCUCUGCAUGUUGACCUCCAUCGGCCCGUAUCACACGCAUCUACCUACCAGCUGGAGUCGACUCGACUCGACCUGAUCCGUCCGCUAACCACACCUCCUUCGCUGACCCCCACUCCAGAAAAAUCAUAUAUCAUCUUAAUCACCCGAUGUUCUAAAGUUAUGUUAUUUACUUGAUCUCAGGCUGAAUAACCUCCCAGGGUGGCCUCUGACACCCCACCCCUCAUGUAGUGUCGCCUAUAUCUGACACAUACCCCCACCCCCUCAUGUAGUGUCGCCUAUAUCUGACACCCCACCCCCUCACGUAGUGUCGCCCAUAUUUGACACACCCCGACUCAUGUCGCCUAUAUCUGACACCCCUUCAUUCAGCGUCCACAUCCCAGGUCACGUGUUAUACAUGCUAAUUUCAAAGUGUAUUAAAUAUAACCUGAUUCUG